UGAUUAUUUAGUUUAUAUAUUAAAUAUAUCUUCUUCUUGAAGAGAAAAAAAAAAUCCUUAAUUACUCUAUAAUGAUUACAGUUUGGUAGAUAUGAUGUUAUUAGUGCUAUUAUAAUACACAUCUCUGGAGAUUGGUGGAUCUACAAGGUAUUACUCGAAGCCAAUCAUUAUCAUAUAUUUGUAUACAUGUUAUACGAAUAACGUUUGGUGGUUCAGUAGUACUAUUAUAUAAGAAAGCGAUGGUUGAUUUGUACCUAAAGUGAUAGUUUACACCAUUUAUCCUGUCUCACUUUCUCGUCCAGCAGAAUAUAUAUAUUGAGUUUCUCCUCUCUCAUGGUAUGCUCUCCUGUUUUUCUUAUUCUUUUAGAUUCUGCAUUUCUUUUUUUUAUUUGGGUUGAUUGUCAUUUUCUUGUUUCAUUCUUUUAUUGAAUUAUUUUCUUAGAAGAUUUUGUUGGUUGAAGGCUAGUCUUUCUUCUGUUCUUGGCUAUUGCUUUCUUUUUCUACAUUUGUAUGAUAAUACCUGACUACUGUAGUCAACUUGUUUUGAUAUGUGCACAACUUGCAGAGUUAAUGUUGAUAUGCUCCUUAUACAAAAUGUUUUGGUUCGAAUAAGCCCAUAUGAUUUCGUUUCACAUUGUACUGUGAUUUUUCUUGUGAUUCACUAACUCCCAAUGUUUUUUUUUUGCCAUUUUCCAUGCUCCAAAAUUUUCUUUAAUAAGAUUUGUCUUAUUUCUCAUUCAUAUUGUGAAAGGGUUUAUUUGGGUAUACACCAAAAUAAUCUUAUUGGUUUAUAAGUUCAGUAAAGAGUGUCUUUAAUUUGAGACCUAGAAUCAUUUAUAGUAAAAUGGCAAUUGGAUGUUAAACAUGAAUCUUUAGAAAAUAUUUAAAAAUUUCGUGUUAUUGAACUUAUGAUUUUAAAAUAUAUUAAAAAUGUUUCAAUGAAAAUGUUUCAGUUAGUGAAUAAUAAUAAAAUAUUGUGAUCUAAGAUGUUGUGGUAGAGAUUUUUAGUUAAAAGGAUAAAAAAUGAAUAUUUAAUCUUUUUAGAUGAUAUAUUUAGUGGUGUUAGUAGGAACUGAAUUUUGAAUGAUUUGUAAAAAUUUUAUUCUGUUGUUAUUAGUUUAUUGAUUUUAACAAUCUAGUGUUACUAGUUUGAUGAUUAUUUAAUUACAGAUAAAAUCUACUAUUAUCUAAAAAGUUUGAUCUUUAAUGAUUCAAUUAUGAUGUCACUGGAACUUGAAUUAUAAAAAAUUUAAUUCCUAACAGAAUAUUUUCUUAGAUUUUAUAAAUAUGCAAAACCCUUUGCAGUUCUUUAUAAACUUAACAAAAUUAGAAUCUCUUAGGAUCAAUACUUUAUGUAAGUUAAACUUCCACUAACACCUUUUAAGUGUUUUUAUAUUUAAACGUUUUACAUAUUUAGUCCUUGUUUACAACAUAUUCAACCCUUUUUACGUAUCUAACUUUUUUCUUGUCUCUCUCUCUCUUUGAUAUUUCAUAUUUAACUUUGCUUGCAAAAUUCCCAUGUUCGAUUUUCUAUUCUUUUAUUUAAAAUAAAGGAGAGAGAGAAAGAAAAAAAGACUUUCAUGUUUUCGCGGAAAACAAAAACAAAAAAUCGCCGCUUCAAGUUUCAAAAUAAAUGCUGAAAGUGAGUUGUGUGUCUGUCUAAAUUCAAAACCGCUUUUGUCACCUUCCUCAGAGCAUAACGAUGCUGAAAGUUCCUGAUUCUUCUUCACCCACCGGAGUUCUCGAAGAAUUCUUCAGAACCGAAGAAUUUGAAAGCUCCGAGGCCGCGAAGAACCCUUCCUCUUCUCGUUUCCGCAGAAUCGUUGAGCUUCUAAGAAGCACAUCGAAAAAAUCGCUGGAGAAUCUGAAGAUUCCGUUUCACAACAAUGCCAUUAAGAGCUCUCUGAGGAGAUGCACUAGCUUGAGGGACAAUCUCAGAUUCGGAUCCUCCAACGAUGCUCAUUUUCUUGUACACUCUCCUCGAAGAAUCUUCACUUUCUCUGAGCUCAAGAUUGCUACAAACAAUUUCGCUUUCGAGAAUCUAAUUGGGAAAGGAGGUUAUGCUGAAGUGUACAAGGGGAGGUUGUCAAAUGGACAAAUGGUAGCUAUAAAACGGCUGAUGCGGGGAAAUAGCGAGGAGAUCAUUGGAGACUUUCUAUCAGAGAUGGGCAUAAUGGCACAUGUUAACCAUUCAAACAUUGCCAAGCUUUUGGGCUAUGGUGUCCAAGGUGGAAUGCAUCUUGUUCUUGAGUUAUCACCUCAUGGGAGCUUAGCUUCUAUGCUUUACAGCUCCAAGGAGAAGAUGAAUUGGAGCAUCAGGUACAAGAUUGCAUUGGGAGUUGCAGAGGGUCUCGUCUAUCUUCACAGAGGAUGUCACAGGAGAAUCAUUCACAGAGAUAUUAAGGCCGCAAACAUUCUUCUCACUCAUGAUUUUUCGCCUCAGAUAUGCGAUUUUGGGCUUGCAAAGUGGCUACCUGAACACUGGACGCACCAUAUUGUUUCCAAGUUUGAAGGCACGUUCGGAUAUCUUGCUCCUGAGUACUUAACUCACGGGAUAGUAGACGAGAAGACUGAUGUAUUCGCCUUGGGUGUUCUCUUACUCGAACUUGUUACUGGACGGCGAGCUCUCGACUACUCCAAGCAAAGUCUUGUUCUAUGGGCUAAACCAUUGAUGAAGAAGAACAAAAUUAGAGAGCUGAUCGAUCCAUCUCUGGUGAGUGACUAUGAUUGGAGGCAGAUUAAACUUGUGCUUCUGGCUGCUUCGUUAUCAAUCCAACAGUCAUCAAUAGAGAGGCCUGGGAUGAGUCAGGUCGUUGAGAUCCUCAAAGGCAACCUGAACGACCUCAAGUGCAUCAUGAAAUGCAAAGUUCCCUUUUAUCGGAAAGCUUUCAGGGAUGAACACAUCUCAAGUGCAUCUUGAAAUGCAAAGUUCCCUUUUAUCGGAAAGCUUUCAGGGAUGAACACAUCAAGAGAUAUUCAUAAAAUUAUAUCUUGGAGAGUGGAAAUAGAUAAAAUACAACUAAAGGGGAAAGAAGAAAAAGUUUAAAAGGGGGGGAGAGGAAGGGGGAGUGUACAUCAUUUUGAGGGAUAAAAAAUAAGUAUUAUACAAAUUACUUGUGAAGAAUAAGAUUUAAAUGACAGUGACAUUGUAUAUAUAUUUUCCAUAUAGAUUACUGCAUUAAUGACUAUUAUUGCGUUAUACGUGAGUCGGGCGAUCAGGUCUUCGUAGAAUAUAUAUUCAGAAUUGCGUUAUACGUGAGUCGGGCGAUCAGUAUGAGCCUAGCAAGUUAAUGAAAAAUCGGAGAUUGAUGACUAAUUUUAAGGCCUUUUUAGUUAUAUGAGUAAAUAGUACACAUUAUGAUACGUGGUCUGUGGGUAGAGUAGAUUAUGUAUUGUCUUUUUUAAUGUUUUCUUUUAGUGAAUGGCAAAACCGUAAAUAAAUUUUCUUCUUCUUUUAGUUGUCGAUUAAGUUUUCUGCAUUUCUACCAUGGCCUAUAACAGAGAUCUGACAUUUCUCACUCAAAUGUUGUUUUUUUUUCUUAUUGUUUCUUCAUAAAAUAUGUAGAUUUAACAUCCAAUUUUCAAUUUCAAGCAUUUAAACCCUAAAAAAAUUGUUUUUUUUUGUGAAACCGAUUUAUUAAUUGAACGAUUAAGAUGAAAUCACCUCGGUUGACCUCCGCCAAGUGCUCCAACCGAGCGCUCCAACGCUGCAUAAUCAGCCUAUGUGUCCGCGUUUUCGAACAUGGUAUAUAUAUAGCUGGGGUGGGGAGAUGGCUUACAUAUGAAAAUAAGCAUUAUACAAAUCAUUUGUUAAGAAUAAGAUUUUAAUGACAGUGACAUCGUGUAUAUAAUUUUAAUAUAGAUUACUGCAUAAAGUAGUGACUAUUAUUUGUGAAUUUUGUUUAUUUAUUCAAUAUAUACAAAAGUAUGACGAGGAGGCAAAUACAUAAUCUUGUGAGAAACAAAUUUCCGUAGAAUAUAUGUAUAGCUGGGGGUGGGAUAUAUAUAUAAUCUUGUGAGAAACAAAUUUUCGUAGAAUAUAUUUCUAAAUGGACAACCAUCAUAAAUUUUUGUUCUGUUUUAACAAUUUUCCCUUACUGAAUAAAAUGACUAUUAUUUGUGAAUUCUGUUUAUUUAUUCAAUAUAUACAACAAUAUAAUGAGGAAGCAAAUGCAUAAUCUUGUGAGAAACAUGUCUCCGUAGAAUAUAUAUAGUUAUUUUCUUAAAUUUCUCUUCAUAUUAAACACUCCACUCAUUCAUCCUAUUUACAAUAUGAUUAUCGUGAAUUUAGUAUAUAUAUUGAAUAUAUACAAAUAUGAAUAAACAAAUGCAUGACUGUUGGCAGAGUCGGGCCAGAUAAAAAAUAAGUAUUAUACAAAUUACUUGUGAAGAAUAAGAUUUAAAUGACAGUGACAUUGUGUAUAUAUUUUCCAUAUAGAUUACUGCAUUAAUGACUAUUAUUGCGUUUUACGUGAGUCGGGCGAUCAGGUCUUCGUAGAAUAUAUAUAUUCAGAAUUGCGUUAUACAUAAGUCGGGCGAUCAGUAUGAGCCUAGCGAGUUAAUGAAAAAUCGGAGAUUGAUGAUUAAUUUUAAGGUCUUUUUAGUUAUAUGAGUAAAUAUAUGUGUAUAUAGAAAUUUAUUUUCAAAAUAGUACACAUUAUGAUACGUGGUCUGUGGGUAGAGUAGAUUAUGUAUUGUCUUUUUUAAUGUUUUCUUUUAGUGAAUGGAAAAAACUUAAAUAAAUUUUCUUCUUCUUCUUCUAGUUGUCGAUUAAGUUUUCUGCAUUUCUACCAUGGCCUAUAACAGAGAUCUGACAUUUCUCACUCAAAUGUUGUUUUUUUUUUCUUAUUUUUUCUUCAUAAAAUAUGUAGAUUUCACAUCCAAUUUUCAACUUCAAGCAUUUAAACCCUAAAAAAAAUUGUUUUUUUUGUGAAACCGAUUUAUUAAUUGAACGAUUAAGAUGAAAUCACCUCGGUUGACCUCCACCAAGCGCUCCAACCGAGCGCUCCAAUGCUGCAUAAUCAGCCUAUGUGUCCGCGUUUUCGAACAUGGUAUAUAUAUAUAGCUGGGGUGGGGAGAUGGCUUACAUAUGAAAAUAAGCAUUAUACAAAUCAUUUGUUAAGAAUAAGAUUUUAAUGACAGUGACAUCGUGUAUAUAAUUUUAAUAUAGAUUACUGCAUAGAGUAGUGACUAUUAUUUGUGAAUUUUGUUUAUUUAUUCAAUAUAUACAAAAGUAUGACGAGGAGGCAAAUACAUAAUCUUAUGAGAAACAAAUUUCCGUAUAAUAUAUAUAUAUAUAUAUAUAUAUAUAUAUAUAGCUAUAGCUGGGGGUGGGAUAUAUAUAUAAUCUUGUGAGAAACAAAUUUUCGUAGAAUAUAUUUCCAAAUG
Brassica rapa (field mustard) is the source of this 5388-nucleotide messenger RNA. Its product is annotated as receptor-like cytosolic serine/threonine-protein kinase RBK2. NCBI's taxonomy places the organism in Eukaryota, Viridiplantae, Streptophyta, Magnoliopsida, Brassicales, Brassicaceae. The record is from RefSeq and is a predicted model, not a curated record. Gene Ontology annotation, biological process: protein phosphorylation. Gene Ontology annotation, molecular function: ATP binding; protein kinase activity.